Molecule: messenger RNA, 450 nt
Organism: Kalmanozyma brasiliensis GHG001
Lineage: Eukaryota; Fungi; Basidiomycota; Ustilaginomycetes; Ustilaginales
Product: IGR protein motif
Exons: 2
Coding region: 1-450 (149 amino acids)
Cellular component (GO): mitochondrion
Source: RefSeq, a predicted model, not a curated record
AUGCUGGCAAGAUCGAUCAGAGCCAUCUCGGCCUCUGCAGUUGCUUCGUCAUCACGAACGCUCACCACUACCACAGCACCAGCAGCAACGACUUCGGCGACGAAGCUCAUCCCAAAGCCAGAUGGCGCCAUCUCAGAUCCUGCGACCUUCCUGACCUCCAUCUCCGGCCCGCGUCGCGAUCUUGCGUCCAACUCGUCGCUCACGUCGGCGCUCGGCGACAAGUGGGCCAAGAUCUUCACCAUCGAAUCGGCACAGCUCAAGGAGGCGGGAGUGACCGUCAAGGACAGGAGAUACUUCUUGUGGGCAAGGGAGAAGUUCAGGCAGGGCGCAGAUCCGGAGAAGUUUGUGAUCGAUGCCAAGCCCAAGAAGAAGGUGCGUGGGUGGGGGCCCAGGGUUCAGACGGCAGAGAGGAUCCGGGUGAGGGGUGUCAGGAGGCCUGGCGAGAAGUGA